Molecule: messenger RNA, 815 nt
Organism: Emiliania huxleyi CCMP1516
Lineage: Eukaryota; Haptophyta; Isochrysidales; Noelaerhabdaceae
Exons: 1
Coding region: 118-753 (211 amino acids)
Cellular component (GO): membrane; cytoplasm
Source: RefSeq, a predicted model, not a curated record
GCAAAGACCUUUUCUCCGCAGCGUGGGCAAGGCCUUACCCUCGAUUUGCGGCUCGCGGCUGUCGCGAUCACCUGGAUCGCUGCCAUCGUCGCCGUGCAGACCACCACACCCAGCUGUAUGGUCUGGCUGGCCGAUGCCCGCGCCGCCUACCCGCAGCUUGCCGGGACGGCCUCCGCCUUUGGGAUCUACGCUGCCUCGGAUGCUCUCUCGCAGGUCGUGACCCACCGAGGCGGCGUCGACCUCCGCAGAAGGAGCGGCGCUGCCGACAGCGGCAUGGGCCAGGAGUCGAGGCUCCGCGGCGGCUCCGACUCCGCGCCCGCGACGCUGGACGUGCGGCGGAUGCUCCGGUCUGCCUCCUGCAGCGCGCUGCUGUCCGGCUGGCUCGCAGUGCACUACUUUCGUGCGCUCGACUCGCUGGUCCGGCUGCCGGGCUGGGCUGCAGCUGCGCCGGGCGCCGCCGGCGUCCUGUACGCGUGCCUCCCCGCCCUCGGCAAGGUGCUCUUUGACAUCGCCGUGUACGAGCCGGUGUACGACGCAGUCUACCUGAGCCUGCAGGGCCUGCUGCGCGGAGAGAGGCUCGCUCCGCGCGAGCUGCUGUCUGCGGUGCUCGCUGUGUGGCGCAGGGCGCCCUACUACUGGGCUCCGGCGGACAUCAUCAACUUCUCCCUCGUCUCGACGCGGCUGAGGCCACUCUACAACGCGGUCGCCUCGAUUCCGUGGAGCAUGCACUUGUCCCAGUCCGCAAACGCUUAGACCGAAGAUGUGUGUCGUCUCUCCUUUUGCUCUCUGUGAUAUCGAGACGUGUGUACCGCUCC